AAAUUAAACAAAAUGAAGAUGAAGAUAUUGAUAUACAAGAAGAAUUUCUUAAAAUAAUUAAAAAAGAAGAAAUUGUUGACCAAUUUGAAGAAGAUGAAGAAGAUCAAAUUGCUAAUCAAGUUGCUACAAAUAUUAUUAAAGAUUUUAAUUCAAAUUUAACUGCAGAGGCUAAAGAAGAUAUUCAACAAGAAAAAAGUCAACAAAAAGAAAUUCAACAAAAAGAAAUUAUUGAAAUUGAUGACUCUUCAAAAACAAUGUCUGUUGAAUUUAACAAUUUAUUACAAAGAAGCUCAGGUUUAUCAGGUGUUUUUGAUAAUAUAGCUCUUAAAUCUUCUACAAGUAUGAGUAUUAGUAAACUUAGUGAAGAAAAAAUUAUAGAAGAAGAAAUUGAAUCUCAAACUGAAUUAGAAAAAGAUAAUAUUGAAUCUCAAACUGAAUUAGAAAAAGAUGAUAAUAAUAGUAGUAUAUCUAAAACUCAACAGAAAAAAACAAAUAAAGGAAAAUAUAAAAAAAUUGUUGAAUCUGAAAAUAAUGAUAGUGAUAUUGAUAAUAAUGAUGAUGAUGAUGAUAAUACUACUUCUGAAUCUGAACAAUCUGAACAAUCUGAACAAUCUGAUAAAGAAGAUUUAUGA
This is a messenger RNA of Dentiscutata erythropus, 632 nucleotides long. Lineage: Eukaryota; Fungi; Glomeromycota; Glomeromycetes; Diversisporales; Gigasporaceae. The record is from the annotation of a GenBank genome assembly.